AUGAAUAUGUAUAGACACGAGACAUACUUGGCUAUUUAUUUUACCAUCUUAUGUGGAAUUUGCGUGAAUGACUUUGUAAAAGGAAAGAGCCUCUACGAGUGCCUGGUUGGUAUGGUUGAGAAGAGAGUGCAGCACUUUUUCCUGUCCUUGUUCUUGGUGGGGGCGCUGUACGUAUUAGGAAAAGCUCUUGUUGACGUGACGAUAGGCGAGCUGGCCCCGCUGGAAAAAGAGGGCGUGCAAGAGAACUCGAUGAGGUACUUCGGGAGCAUACUGCUGGCGGUCACUUUGUUUGCGGACAAUAUUACAGUCCGCACUUCUGUUCUUUUUGCGUUUGUUUUUGGCGUGAAAGUGCUCCAUUGGAUCAUGGGGUUCAGAAUAGAAGCAAUGGAGAAAAGCGGCGCUUUGUAUCUGCGCAUGGAAAGAGUGACAAUCUUGGCACUCGUCCUCUUCACAGCCGACCUUUUGCUUGCGUACCGCUUUAUUUCCUCUGCGCUCUCCACGCCCAGCAUAUCCAUUCUGUUUGGGUUUGAGUUUUUCGUCAUGUUUGCAUACUCCAUCCGGUCUCUGUAUGCGCUCGGCGUACUAUACCUAGUCAAAGACAAAGAGUCGGGGAUUGAAGACCGCAUAUUUUUAAUUUUCUACGGGGACUUUGUGUUCUGCUUGCUGAAAAUACUCGCGCAUGCGCUGUGUCUUAUAUGGACGUCUGUGCACUUUAAGAUGCCUAUAAAUCUGCUGAGGGACGGAAUAUUUGCCAUAAAGCACCUGAUUGUGCGGACAAAAAGCAUGCUUGCGUAUAGAUCGCUGGUUGUUUUCCUGGAGGGGUGCCCAGACGCGUCAGAGGCCGAGGUGGAAGAGAACAAAACAUGUCUGAUCUGCCACGAAGACAUGAAGGUCGGCAAAAAGCUGGAAUGUGCACACAUCUUCCAUCUGGCGUGCUUAAAGGAGUGGCUGCAUAGACAGCAGGCGUGCCCUGUGUGCAGAAAGGUUGUGGCCCCGAAAAGGGCGGAGCCUGGGCCUACGCCUACGUCUACGCCGUCAAGCGAAGAGUCCCGUGCUGAAGGCGUUUCGUCGGUCCUGCAAAUGGCCCUGGGCAGCCAGAACGGGGAUGAGUACGAGGGCGUUCCUGUGAUGGUUUUAGAAAACGAGCAGCCCUAA
Nematocida major is the source of this 1155-nucleotide messenger RNA. Its product is annotated as E3 ubiquitin-protein ligase synoviolin. The record is from RefSeq and is a predicted model, not a curated record. The transcript has a single exon. NCBI's taxonomy places the organism in Eukaryota, Fungi, Microsporidia. The coding region runs from base 1 to 1155 and encodes 384 amino acids.